Molecule: messenger RNA, 498 nt
Organism: Cucurbitaria berberidis CBS 394.84
Lineage: Eukaryota; Fungi; Ascomycota; Dothideomycetes; Pleosporales; Cucurbitariaceae
Exons: 3
Coding region: 1-498 (165 amino acids)
Source: RefSeq, a predicted model, not a curated record
AUGGCGCUAUCGAGCAGCACGCAGGCAUCGAGAGCUGUACUUUACUCCCUUCUCGCGCUGGCUUCAUAUCACCGUGGCGAUGAUCUAGCCUUCGCAUCUCGAAUGCAUCAAGUAGCCCUUGAAACGCUUUUACAUGCCACCGGCCCAGAGAUGGAUGCCGAUGUAAUCAUUGAGCACAUCGCCACAGGGUUGAUUCUCUGUGUAGUCGAGAUGCAGCGGAUACCGGAAAGAGAUUCUGGAUGGCAAAUGAAACCUACCCUUGGAGAUGAUGCCUCUAUCAUCCUUGGCUGGGUCUACUACUUCGACGUCCUGACUCGCUUCAGCAUUCGCCAUUGGCGUACAGAGUCGAUACAGUCAACUGCAGUGGAGCUCGGCUUGAACACGAGUGGUUCGUCAGCCUGCGCCAUGCAGUACCUCAUCGCUCGUAAAUCAUUCGCAAGGGAGAUCCCGACGAUGUGGAGAAUGGCUAAUACUUGCGCCGGGGACCACAGUAGCUAA